AUGGCAUUCGACGGGACAUGGAAAGUAUACAAAAAUGAAGACUAUGACAAAUUCAUGGAGCAAAUGGGAGUCCAUUUUGUGAAAAGGAAGCUAGGAGCCAAUGACAACUUACACAUCACAAUCAAGCAAGAUGGGAACAAUUUUAAAGUGGUUGAAAAAAGCACCUUCCGUACUAAGGAGAUUGAGUUUACACUAGGAGUGGUCUUUGAUUAUGACACAGCAGAUGGAACAGAACUCAAUGGUGAUUGGAAAAUGGAUGGAAACACACUUGUUGCCACAUUCACCAGAAAAGACAAUGGCAAAAUACUUAUUACACGGAGGGAAAUUGUUGAUGGGGAAAUGGUGCAACUCUAUACUCCUCAAAAGUUUAUAAGCCACUCUCCAGGAACAACACAGAAAUAUAAAGCAGAUACCAGUACAAAUGCAGGGAAUUUUAAUAGGAGAUGGCAGAAGGACUUUGAAGAACUCCUGAAUGCAGUGUACAUUCCCUCUUCUGAGAAGUUAGCCCUAGAAGCAGCUUAUAAUAUUGUCAUCUUGGCCACAAGAGACUGUGAUCUCCAGUAUGCAGUGGAGGGGUCAACAGCUGAAUGUGAAGCAGGUGAGAUGAAAAUCAACACUUCUAAAUCAGAGGCCAAGGUUUUCUCCCAGAAAAGACUGCACUGGUGGAGGCAGUUACCUCAAGUUGAGGACUGUUAA
Messenger RNA from Protopterus annectens (West African lungfish), 696 nucleotides. RefSeq names its product fatty acid-binding protein, intestinal-like. NCBI's taxonomy places the organism in Eukaryota, Metazoa, Chordata, Ceratodontiformes, Protopteridae. The record is from RefSeq and is a predicted model, not a curated record. The transcript is spliced from 5 exons. Gene Ontology annotation, biological process: fatty acid transport. Gene Ontology annotation, molecular function: fatty acid binding. Gene Ontology annotation, cellular component: nucleus; cytosol. The coding region runs from base 1 to 696 and encodes 231 amino acids.